CAGAUUGAGUCUCAGGCUCUACCAACUGAGCUGACCAGGCAGCCCCCUGUGAAAUGAAGGCAGACAAUUAAAAUCUGAUGGCGGAAUAAAACAGCGGACUCUCUCGCUCUGCCGGAACUUCACAGUGUGACACCCAGCGGAAGUAAACAAACACAGCACUAGCAUCGUUAGCUGUGUGGAUGUGUGCAGUUAGCGGACAGACGGUGGUGUGGGAGUAUCUCAGCUAAAUAUUCCAGUUGUAACGGAGCAGCGAUGUCUUCGGUUCAGUAUCUGAGAGACUUUGUCACCGAGCGACUAACUGCUGCUGCUGAAGAAAUAUUCGGAGUCUUUGAAAAAACCAUCUUCGAGUACGAGGCAGAGGUCGAUCGUCAGCGCAGACUGCUGGAUAUCGUUUGGAAACCUGAAGUAAAGUUACACAGGAUAGAGCUCCCACAGCAGCAUGUCUGUCAGGAGGAGGAGGUUCUCAGUGACCAGCAGCUCUGUGACCAGGAGAGGAACUCCAGCCUGGACCAAGAGGACCCAGAUCCACCACAGAUUAAAGAGGAGGAGGAGGAAACCUGCAGCGGUCAGGAGGGAGAGCAGCUUGUACUGAAGCAGGAGACUGAUGCCUUUAUGUUGACUCCUGAUUAUGAGGGAAGUGACCACACUGAACCAGAACCAGGCAGAGACCAGCAGCUCCUCUCUCACAGCUCUCCUGUAGAUGAGAGCCAAGAUCAGACAGGAAGCAAACAUGUGGACUCAGGAUUAACUAGAAAUGCAGAGACAAAGACACAGAAGAGACAACACAACAACAGGAGUCACAGCAACAGUGUUUCCAACAAAGAGCUCCCACAGCAGCAUGUCUGUCAGGAGGAGGAGGUUCUCAGUGACCAGCAGCUCUGUGACCAGGAGAGGAACUCCAGCCUGGACCAAGAGGACCCAGAUCCACCACAGAUUAAAGAGGAGGAGGAGGAAACCUGCAGCGGUCAGGAGGGAGAGCAGCUUGUACUGAAGCAGGAGACCGAUGCCUUUAUGUUGACUCCUGAUUAUGAGGGAAGUGACCACACUGAACCAGAACCAGGCAGAGACCAGCAGCUCCUCUCUCACAGCUCUCCUGUAGAUGAGAGCCAAGAUCAGACAGGAAGCAAACAUGUGGACUCAGGAUUAACUAGAAAUGCAGAGACAAAGACACAGAAGACACAACACAAGAACAGGAGUCACAGCAACAGUGUGUACAACAAAGAGCUCCCACAGCAGCAUGUCUGUCAGGAGGAGGAGGUUCUCAGUGACCAGCAGCUCUGUGACCAGGAGAGGAACUCCAGCCUGGACCAAGAGGACCCAGAUCCACCACAGAUUAAAGAGGAGGAGGAGGAAACCUGCAGCGGUCAGGAGGGAGAGCAGCUUGUACUGAAGCAGGAGACCGAUGCCUUUAUGUUGACUCCUGAUUAUGAGGGAAGUGACCACACUGAACCAGAACCAGGCAGAGACCAGCAGCUCCUCUCUCACAGCUCUCCUGUAGAUGAGAGCCAAGAUCAGACAGGAAGCAAACAUGUGGACUCAGGAUUAACUAGAAAUGCAGAGACAAGGACACAGAAGACACAACACAAGAACAGGAGUCACAGCAACAGUGUUUCCAACAAAGAGCUCCCACAGCAGCAUGUCUGUCAGGAGGAGGAGGUUCUCAGUGACCAGCAGCUCUGUGACCAGGAGAGGAACUCCAGCCUGGACCAAGAGGACCCAGAUCCACCACAGAUUAAAGAGGAGGAGGAGGAAACCUGCAGCGGUCAGGAGGGAGAGCAACUUGUACUGAAGCAGGAGACCGAUGCCUUUAUGUUGACUCCUGAUUAUGAGGGAAGUGACCACACUGAACCAGAACCAGGCAGAGACCAGCAGCUCCUCUCUCACAGCUCUCCUGUAGAUGAGAGCCAAGAUCAGACAGGAAGCAAACAUGUGGACUCAGGAUUAACUAGAAAUGCAGAGACAAGGACACAGAAGACACAACACAAGAACAGGAGUCACAGCAACAGUGUUUCCAACAAAGGUGAGAAGUCUUUCAAAUGUGACACUUGUGGAAAAGCGUUUGAGUAUAAAUCGAGUCUGUAUAAACAUCUGAAAAUCCACACAGGAGAGAAACCAUACCGUUGCGAGGUAUGUGACAAAUGUUUCAGAUAUAGAAGUGACUUAAUGGCCCACAUGACAGUCCACACAGGUGAAAAGCCACAUAUUUGUAGCUCCUGUGGGAAAGGUUUCAGGUGUAGAAGUGAAUUGUUGGAUCAUAUGAGAACCCACACAGGUGAGAAGCCAUAUUUGUGCAACAUGUGUGGGAGAAGUCUCACAACCAGAGCGGGAUUGUUGAUCCACAUGAGAACCCACACAGGGGAGAAACCAUAUUUGUGCAACACGUGUGGGAAGAGUCUUUGCACUAGAACAGGCUUGUUGAUCCACACAAGAACUCACACAGGUGAGACCCCAUACCCCUGCAGCACCUGUGGGAAAAGAUUCACUGCCAUGUCAAUAUUGAAAAGGCACAUGAGAACUCACACACGUGAGAAGCCAUAUUCCUGUGAAACAUGUGGGAAGAGUUUUGUGUGUAGUGGUGUUUUGAAAGUCCACAGAAGAACUCACACAGGUGAGAAGCCGUUCCCCUGCAGCACCUGUGGGAAGAGAUUUAGUGACAACUCAGCACUGAAAAAACAUAUGAGCGCCCACAGGAUGAAGGGACAAUUUUGGAGUCAGCAAUGAACCUCACGGCGAUACCCAGGGAACCCACGCAAGCAGAGAGCGUUCAGGUGGAGCAGGCCGCUCCGGCCGAGACAGGAAG
This is a messenger RNA of Toxotes jaculatrix (banded archerfish), 2800 nucleotides long. Its product is annotated as zinc finger protein 37-like. Gene Ontology annotation, cellular component: nucleus. Bases 253 to 2721 code for a protein of 822 amino acids. The transcript is spliced from 6 exons. Gene Ontology annotation, biological process: central nervous system development; regulation of transcription by RNA polymerase II. Lineage: Eukaryota; Metazoa; Chordata; Actinopteri; Toxotidae. The record is from RefSeq and is a predicted model, not a curated record. Gene Ontology annotation, molecular function: DNA-binding transcription factor activity, RNA polymerase II-specific; RNA polymerase II cis-regulatory region sequence-specific DNA binding.